AUGGUGGUGGAGGGGGACAGGACGCUGCUCGCCGCGAGGCAGGGGGACGUGCAGACUCUGAAAGUGCAAUUAGCGCAAAAAGCGCUCACCAGCGACGUCAAAGACGUGCUGGGGGCUUCACCGGUCCACCACGCAGCCCGGGCCGGGAAACUAACCUGCCUGCGUUUCCUGGUGGAAGAGGUAGGGCUGCCGGGUAACUGCCUGGCUAACAACGGGGCGAGCCCGGCGCAUGACGCAGCCGCCACCGGCAACCUGGCCUGCUUACAGUGGCUGCUGACCCAGGGUGGCUGUCGGCCAGAGGAUAGGGACAGUUCUGGCGCCACCAUUCUCCAUCUUGCAUCCCGCUUCAGUCACCAUGAGAUCACUGACUGGCUGCUGAAGAGUGGGGAGGUGGACCCUGGGGCCUCCACUGAUACAGGCGCCAUACCUGUUCACUACGCUGCUGCCAAGGGAGACCUGCCCUCUCUCCGACUGUUACUUGGGCACAGUCCAAACGUUGUCAACUCCCAAACUAAGAAUGGUGCCACGCCGCUCUACCUGGCCUGCCAGGAGGGUCAUCUGGAGGUCGUCCAAUACCUGGUCAAGGAUUGUGGGGCAGAUCCAAGCAUCAGAGCCAAUGACGGGAUGACACCUCUGCAUGCUGCUGCCCAGAUGGGCCACAACACUGUCAUCGUCUGGCUGAUGAGUUUCACAGAGAUCAGCCUGACAGACAGGGAUGGUGACGGGGCCACGGCCAUGCACUUUGCAGCCAGUCGUGGCCACGCAAAGGUGCUCAGCUGGCUGCUGUUGCACGGCGGAGAGAUUGUCAACGACAGCUGGGGAGGGACCCCGCUUCAUGACGCUGCAGAGAACGGCGAACUGGAGUGCUGUCAGAUCCUUGUGGUCAAUGGGGUGGACUUGGGCAUCAAGGACCAGGACGGCUUCACAGGAGCAGACCUGGCUGAAUACAACGGCCACUCCCAGUGUGCCAAGUAUCUGCGCACUGUGAUGAACAUGAGUGUGGAGCACCGUGUUUUAUCUCGGGACCCCUCAACGGACCUCGAGUACAAACAGCCAGACUCAGGCCUCUCAUCACCAAACACCACCAUGCCCCCUGCCAGCCAAGCGGCACACUUUGAAAUCAGUUCACCAUCCAGCUCCCUGUCCAACUACGACUCAGCCAACUCCAGCCAAUCCAGCACUGGGGAGAAAAGGAGCAGCUUAACAAUGUCACGAGGCCCACCUGCUCAGCUGAACACAGUUGCACAUACAGGUGCAUCAGAGUCAGCCAUUUCAGACAUGCAAGCAUAUAUGGACAUGCUAAACCCAGACAUUGGCUCUGACAUGCCCAAGAAGAAGGAGACCCCUGCUGAUGCCACCUCCAAGCCCCCACCACCACCACCAACCUACCCACCCCCACCUCCCCCACAGUCUCCCCCAGUGCCCCCUCCACCCCCGAGCUACCCAGCACCAAAGCCUCCUCAGGAGCCGACGUCAGCAGAGUUCCUGAAGGUGAAAAGCAACUUGCGACAUGUGGAGAGCAAUACCAGCAAGAAGGAGCUGACUCCUGGAGAAAACCACAACAAACUGCGGCGUGUGGAUUCAAACAGGAGGUCAAGGAGCUUCAGCAAGCAGCCCAGCACUGGGGAUUACUACAAGACCCUGGGCAGCGACACAGCCGAGCCCCGAGGGAGUAAAGGCAUGGCACCCAACGAGGAGGGCUCCGUGUUAUUGGAGGAGCCUACCGACAGCCCUGCCCAUAGCUCUGAGAAUGGCACCACAGAGGAAUCGGUGGCGCCUCCACCACCACCUCCUCCUCCGCCUCCACUUCCCCCAAGCAACCCAACGCCAACACCCCCUCCGCCUCCUCCACUUCCCCCGGAGACGCCAACCACCCAGAAUCACUCUGCCAGUAGCACCUACACCAACCAGCGACGCCCAUCUUCCUCAUCAGGAAGCGGGGAUUUAUCUGCCUCUCAGGCAGAGGGAGGGGGACAAAGACUGAUGAAGAGUACAAAAUCUUUCAACAUGAUGUCCCCCACUGGUGACAACUCAGAGCUGCUGGCAGAGAUCAAAGCAGGGAAGAGCCUCAAGCCAACACCUCACAGUAAAGGCUACACCACUGUCUUUUCCAACAGCGGACCCACAGGCAACGAAAACACUGCAUCUCCACCAGAGACCCGCACAUCUAGCCCACCAGCCAAGCCGUCAUCCCCACCACCAUCCAAUACAUCUGUCAUCUCGCCACCCACCACCCCUAGUCCCAGCCCCAGCCCCACUGGCUCUGGAUCUGCCAGGACCAUGUCGACCUCUGCGAGCUAUGAGAAACUGUCAUCUAACUCUGUGAUCAAUGGAAAUAGUGGGGGAACAGGAGGAGCAGAGUCAGGGCGGAAGAUGAGCCUCGCAGAUGUGGAGGCGCUAGUGCCCACUCAUGACGAACAGGGAAAAGCGAUCCCUGAAUGGAAGAGGCAGGUGAUGGUGCGAAAGCUUCAGGUUAAGAUGCAAGAAGAGGAAGAGCACAAGCGCAAGGCUGAUGAGGAGGCUGCACGCCUGGCAUCGAUGCCGGCCUGGAGAAGAGACAUGAUGAAGAAGAAAAUGGAUGAAGAGAGGGAACAAAAGAGAAAAGCGGAGCAGCAGGCCAGGCAGGUCAAGGAGAUGGAGGAGAAAACAGAGCUGGAGAGACUACGGAUCCUGGGCUACGAUGAGACCAAGCUGGCCCCCUGGCAGCGACAGAUCAUUCUGAAGAAAGGGGAUAUAGCCAAACAGUGAACUGGGCCGUCUCCUCCUCCUCUGCCCCGCAACACCCCCACCCUCACGCACCCACCCCAAGGCCUUCACUGAACACCUCCCCAUCCCGGAUUCUCCACCCUGCACUGUACACUGGACAGUGGAGAAGAGUUUGUCUCCUCUAAGCCCUGUCUCACUCUUCGACCUCCAAACACAGGACCAUGCUGUAGUCGCUGCUGUCCACACCGGCCUCGAGGCUCAGCUUCAGUGGCGUG
Molecule: messenger RNA, 2981 nt
Organism: Plectropomus leopardus (leopard coralgrouper)
Lineage: Eukaryota; Metazoa; Chordata; Actinopteri; Perciformes; Serranidae
Source: RefSeq, a predicted model, not a curated record